Messenger RNA from Anas platyrhynchos (mallard), 2697 nucleotides. RefSeq names its product transmembrane protein 106A (gene TMEM106A). The record is from RefSeq and is a predicted model, not a curated record. NCBI's taxonomy places the organism in Eukaryota, Metazoa, Chordata, Aves, Anseriformes, Anatidae.
GUUACCUUCCACUUCCCCUGACAGACCUCAGGACUGUCCCUGAGGAUAGUGGUGUGUGGGGCAGGGUGUGUGGGUUAGGACUGCCUGGGGGCAGUACUUGAUUGAGGUGAACUUCUCCACCUGCUUGCGGCUUGCACUUGGUCUCCCUGAUACACACAAGUGAGUCUUUUCCCAGCUUCCCUGGUUGUUUGUCCCAGCUGCGUGAAGAAUCUGUUACUUCUCCUCACUGCUUGUUUCUGAAAAAGCUGGUAAACAUUAACUGAGAGAUUAGAGAAGCUGCAGCUUUGCUUCCUGGGGCGUUCAAGAGACUGCUGAGAUUGUAACACAGUCCCUAUGGUAACAGGGCCCUUUUUCUUCCUGUGUUGGGGAAGCCCAAAUCCUUCAGGUGUCCUCAUCCUUCUCUUUUACUUAGUGUUCCCCACCCCCUUGCAGCACACAGUUAUCUGUCUUGCAGAACCUCCUCAAGUCCGGGGGAUUCAAGGCUGCGGAAGGUUCCUCUGCGGCUCUGCAGGGCUGCAGCCAUGUCCUGCCCCUGGAUAAAUGAGAUCCUGAUUCUUCCCUUGUCAGCUGUGAAAGGAGCUGCCCCUGGAAUCAGCUCUCAGAUAUGCUCUGGUUUCUGGGCUGAGCGAUAAAUCCCCUGUGAUUCUAUGCACUUUGACUCUCGUGGUGGUUCUCCACUAGCAGGUGGUGAUGUUUCCUCCCUGGCAUGUUUUGUAAUAGAGCCCUGAGGGGUUAUUCACUCAAAGCCUCUCUAUCAUCUGGGCAAAUGGUAUCAAAGCUAAGCAUCCUACCUCUGAGUCGCUGAAACCAGACUGCCUACAGCAAAGACUGUCACCAGUAGCAAACUGGGUUCAAGUGAUGCCUUUUGUGAUGAAGAUGCAUCGUUUUCUCUGCUUGGUAUCGUUAAUGCUGUUGAGAGGAUUACUAGGAGCUGAGAAUUUAACCAUCAGAAGCCUGGGAAAAUGAGUUCAGCUGCCACUUUAACUUUUAGAGAUAACAUAAGGCUACGGAAUCUAAAGAUAGUUUAUGUUUUUACAUUGUUUGAGUACUAUUUGAUUUUACUCAGGCUAGAUGAGGACUGCCAAGGGGAUACACGUGAGUAAAGACUAGGCAAGAAUUUGAGAGUUGUACUUCUGAGCGACGUUGUUAUCUUAAAAUGUUCACGUGCUUUGAGUCAGCAUUCCACUCUUUUUACCAAAUACCAUGAGGUGAAGAAUCUGGCAUGUUUAAUUUUUCCUUCAGCCAUGGGUGGAAAAAUUUCACAGUUCUGGAAAACAUCUGCCCAAAAGGAGAGCGAAGGGAAGCUGAUCUUACCUGGGCAACUGGAUGCUGAAGAUGAAAUCGCCAAUUAUGCGAGCAUCAACGGAGGAGAUUCUGCUACACCCGGCAUGCUUGGUGCAGGCAUCUUACGUCGAAGCUACGUCAAUUGCCCAACAUGCCAGGGAACAGGAAGGAUCCCCAGGGAGCAAGAGGAGCAGCUGGUGGCACUGAUUCCAUAUGGUGACCAGAGGCUGAAGCCCAGACGAACGAAACUCUACGUAUGUCUUGCUGUGACAAUCUGCCUGCUGAUGACAUCUCUCAGUAUCUUCUUCCUGUUUCCUCGCUCCAUUACUGUGCUGCCUGCAGGGCUGAAUGCCUCCUCCAUUGGUUUUGAUGUCAAUACCACCAGUAUAUACCUCAAUAUGACAAAUGUGCUGAAUAUAACUAAUAGCAACUUCUACCUGGUCACUGCUGUGCAACUAGACAUAGAGGUUUUGCACCAGUCCCUGGUAGUAGGGAAGACCAAUGUGAAAACCCUGCUGAAUGUCAGCCCUUUGCAGAGCGGCCAGAUCUAUUACAUGGUGGCCAGUAUUAUAUCGGAUGACAACACUUAUAACAUUUGCACCUGGACAAAAGUCAGAGUUCACAAUGUUCUGCUGCACCUACAGGGUACCCUGACCUGCACGUACCUGUGUCACUCGGAGCAGGUGGCUUUUGAAGACUACCAGUACGUGGACUGCCGGGGGAACGCUACGUUACCUCACGCACUGUACCGCCGCCCACCGUGACAGGGCCAGGCUGGCAGAGCUUUUGGGUGCUGGGCAUUCCAUCACAAAGGCAAGUUGUAGGGAGACAAACUCGUGGGGCUGCUUCUCAACCCAUGCCUUAAGCCAGGAGGCUUGGUGUUUGCUGGGCAAGGCUCCCAUCUCCCUUGUGAAGAUGGUAACGUACUGGGACUGUACUGCCCCUAGACUGCAGCUUUUUUUCUUUCAGUUCCUUAUCAUGGCUGACCCUACAGCUGAGUGGCCAGAGGAUGGGGUGUCACACUCUGCCAUGUUUCACUGCUCCAUCAGAGGUGGUGGCCAAUUAGUCUAACCCUACUUGUUUCUUCCUUGCACAAUUUUGUACUGAUGUCCUGAAUUUAAUAGUUCACAACUUGCAAAGGGACUGGGGUGAGACGUGGCUGGAUCACAUCUGUAUCACCAGUGUCUGACACUUGCACAACCUGUUCCAUGGGAGCAAGAAACAGGACUGAUGUCUCUUAUAUUGUUUUUUUUUUCUCUUAAAAAAACUCACAACCUACUGCAUAUCGUGCCAAAACACCACGUGAGAGUGACUCUGAUACCUGCUGUUUGAGCUCUCUGGUGUAGGAGGCAAGAAUGCAAUGCCUUGAUUUGUCUUUUUAUACAUAAAUAUAUAUUUUAAAAUAAGAUCAUC